This is a messenger RNA of Penicillium odoratum, 1140 nucleotides long. RefSeq names its product AIM24 family protein. The record is from RefSeq and is a predicted model, not a curated record. The transcript is spliced from 7 exons. The coding region runs from base 1 to 1140 and encodes 379 amino acids. Gene Ontology annotation, cellular component: mitochondrial inner membrane. NCBI's taxonomy places the organism in Eukaryota, Fungi, Ascomycota, Eurotiomycetes, Eurotiales, Aspergillaceae. Gene Ontology annotation, biological process: inner mitochondrial membrane organization.
AUGAGUCGUGCCCUCCAACGAGGUGUCCGGACUCUGUCCUGGACUCGAGUUGUUCCUCGGGUUCAGCGACAGACAAGAUUUGUCCAGAUCCGUGCCACGCCCUCGGCGGAGCCCACGGUGAACGGGGAUCACCUACCCCUCGCCAGCACUCCCAAUUCUGCGGAAUCACGCGAUGCGCGAUUUGACGUCGUCGGCGCCCCAUACUCGCUUCUUUCGGUAUCGCUCUCGGCCUCACAGAACCUAUACACGCGUCGAGGAACUUUGGUGGGAUUGAGCGGGAAGGCAGACAAUGUGGUUUCAACUUUGAGCGUUCUAGAGCCCUUCCGUAGGGCGGCUGUGGGAGUGCCCUUCCUCUAUCAAAAGGUAUCUUCAGCGAGCCCCGUUACUGCGCUCAUCUCAACCCGCUCUCCGACAACUUCAUUCACUGUUGUGAAUCUCAAUGGCUCUGUGGAUUGGAUGGUGGCUCAGCGGAACGCGCUGCUGGCAUGGACGGGCCGGUCUCUAUCCAUCAAGCCGACUAUCAAUACCAACCUGGGCUUGGCUCACUGGGGUAGCUCCGAGGUGACUGGAAGAGGAUUGAUUGCCUUGGUUGGCAACGGCCAGGUAUACUCUGUCGAAUUGAAAGAUGGCGAGCAGUACAUCGCCCACCCUAGUAACGUGGUGGCAUAUACCAUGUCCUCAAACCCCCCUCGGCCAUACCGCUUCAAAUCUACCACACUCAGCUUCCAGGUGCCGGGCCUGAAGACAUUGCCUAGACUUUUGCAAAACAACGAGUUUAUCCAAAAAGUCUCCAAUGCCAACGCAUGGAAGAGCACUAUGCGCUUCUUUCACAAACUACGAACCUGGUCUCGUAUGACGAUCUGGGGAGAUAGGCUAUUUUUGCAAUUCGAUGGCCCUGCCACUGUCCUCGUGCAAUCACGUGGCCCUCGCCUGAACGACGUCUUGUCCGGACAAGAAGUGAACGAGAUUGCAAGCACUCCUCGUGGACUCACAUCUUCUCCCCGUCAAUUGGAAAAUGAGCAGAAAGAUACCGGGGCAGUCGGUGUGCCGCACCUUACCCGCUCUGUUGAGACCGUUGAUCAGGAGAUCAAGGAAAUCCGCCAAAGCGUCGCACAGAUUCGCUCCGAUGGCAAGAUCUAA